Pristis pectinata (smalltooth sawfish) is the source of this 4069-nucleotide messenger RNA. RefSeq names its product staphylococcal nuclease and tudor domain containing 1 (gene snd1). Gene Ontology annotation, molecular function: nuclease activity; RNA binding. Gene Ontology annotation, biological process: regulatory ncRNA-mediated gene silencing; mRNA catabolic process. Gene Ontology annotation, cellular component: RISC complex; nucleus; cytosol. The transcript is spliced from 24 exons. NCBI's taxonomy places the organism in Eukaryota, Metazoa, Chordata, Chondrichthyes, Rhinopristiformes, Pristidae. The record is from RefSeq and is a predicted model, not a curated record. The coding region runs from base 16 to 2877 and encodes 953 amino acids.
GUCGCCGUGGUAACCAUGACGUGUCCCACCCUUUCGUCUCCGUCGCCCCCUGGCUCCCACCCCGGAAACAGUCGCUCGGAGCCGCUGCGCGCCCUGGGCUUUCUCUUUCCGGUUCACUCACGGCGACGUCCAGGCACGAUGGCGACGGCAGCAGCGACUCCUUCUCCAGCCCAGUCAGCGGCUCCGGCCCUUCCGCUCCAGCGAGGGAUCGUCAAGCUGGUGCUUUCAGGUGGUGCAAUUAUUGUUCGUGGCCAGCCAAGAGGAGGACCUCCGCCAGAACGGCAGAUUAACCUCAGUAACAUUCGUCCAGGUGCCUUAGCACGUCGUGUUGCUCCAAACCAGCCAGAGUCCAAGGAAACUCCCGAUGAGCCUUGGGCCUGGCCAGCUCGAGAGUUUCUCAGGAAGAAGCUGAUUGGAAAAGAGGUGUGUUUCACAGUGGAGUACAAGACUCCCCAGGGUCGUGAAUAUGGAAUGGUUUACCUGGGAAAAGAUACAACAGGCGAGAAUAUUGCGGAAUCAUUAUUAACUGAGGGAUUAGUUGCAGUUCGUAGAGAAGGCAUUCGAGGAACUAAUCCUGAGCAAGCCAGACUUUGUGAACUUGAAGAUCAAGCAAGAGCUGCGAAGAAAGGAAUGUGGGGCGAUGGAGGUGGUUCUCAUACUAUUCGUGAUCUUAAAUACACCAUAGAAAAUCCUCGCCAUUUUGUGGACUCCCAUCAUCAGAAACCAGUGAAUGCUGUAAUUGAGCAUGUGCGAGAUGGAAGUGUGGUGAGAGCUUUGUUGCUGCCUGACUACUACCUGGUGACAGUGAUGCUUUCUGGUGUGAAGUGCCCAACAUUCAAACGCGAAGCUGAUGGGACAGAAACACCAGAGCCAUUUGCAGCAGAAGCAAAGUUUUUUACAGAAUCGCGCCUUCUGCAGAGGGAUGUCCAGAUCAUCUUGGAGAGUGUGCAGAAUCAGGUCAUUCUGGGCACCAUUCUUCACCCGAAUGGUAAUAUCACAGAGUUGCUGCUUCGUGAAGGAUUUGCUCGCUGUGUUGACUGGUCAAUUGCGGUUUACACUCAAGGUCCUGAAAAACUUCGAGCUGCUGAAAGAUCUGCCAAAGAACGCAAACUUCGGAUCUGGAAAGAUUAUGUGGCUCCAACAGCUAAUAUGGACCAAAAGGACAAGCAUUUUGUGGCUAAGGUUAUGCAGAUUUUAAAUGCAGACGCCAUGGUGGCAAAGUUAAAUUCAGGCGAACAGAAGACUAUUCAUCUCUCCAGCAUCCGACCUCCGAGGCUUGAAGGAGAGGUCAACCAGGACCGAAAGAAACUGCGACCUCUCUAUGAUAUUCCUUACAUGUUCGAGGCCCGAGAAUUUCUACGGAAGAAGUUGAUUGGCAAAAAGGUUAAUGUAACAGUGGAUUACAUCAGGCAAGCCACCCCAGCUACGAAUGCCACCCCAGCAUUCCCUGAACGCACCUGUUCUACAGUUACUAUUGGCGGAAUUAACAUUGCAGAAGCCCUAGUGAGUAAAGGCCUUGCCACAGUUAUCCGUUAUCGACAAGAUGAUGAUCAACGAUCUUCUCACUAUGAUGAGCUGCUUGCUGCAGAGGCCAGAGCUAUUAAGAAUGCAAAAGGACUGCACAGUAAGAAGGAGGUGCCAAUCCAUCGUGUUGCUGAUAUCUCUGGGGAUACCCAGAAAGCCAAACAGUUCCUGCCAUUCUUACAGAGAGCGGGGCGUUCUGAAGCCGUCGUUGAGUAUGUUUUCAGUGGUUCCCGUCUAAAGCUCUACAUGCCUAAAGAGACCUGUUUGAUCACCUUUCUACUGGCAGGUAUUGAGUGCCCUCGUGGGUCCCGGAACACGCCUUCAGGAAUACAGGAAGGAGAACCAUUUAGUGAAGAUGCUACACAAUUCACUAAAGAGCUGGUACUGCAGCGUGAGGUGGAGGUAGAAGUGGAAAGCAUGGACAAAGCUGGCAACUUCAUUGGCUGGUUGCACAUAGAUGGGGUCAAUCUCUCUGUUGCCCUUGUGGAGCAUUCACUGUCAAAGGUCCACUUUACUGCAGAGCGGAGUUCCUACUACAAAGCCCUCCUGUCAGUUGAGGAGGCAGCUAAACUGAAGCGGGAAAAGGUCUGGUCAAAUUAUGAGGAGCAGCCAACAGAAGAAGCAGUGCUGCAAGUUGCAGAGGAGAAGGAGCGCACAACCAACUACAAGCCUGUUUUUGUCACUGAGAUUACAGAUGACCUUCACUUCUAUGUCCAAGAUGUUGAGACUGGUACUCAGCUGGAGAAAUUAAUGGAGAGCAUGAGGAGCGAGAUAGCAGCUCAUCCACCUUUAGAGGGCUCCUAUUCACCCCGCCGAGGAGACUACUGCAUUGCCAAGUUUAUCGAUGGAGAAUGGUACAGAGCCCGGGUGGAAAAGGUUGAGUCGCCUGCCAAAGUCCACAUCUUCUACAUUGACUAUGGCAACAGAGAGAACGUGGCAUCUUCUCGUCUAGGUGUUUUGCCGCCUGCCUUCAGCACAAGGAUCCUGCCGCCUCAGGCCACAGAAUAUUCUUUUGCAUAUAUCCAGGUGCCACAAGAUGAAGAUGCUAGAGCUGAUGCAAUUGACAGUGUCGUCAGGGACAUUCAAAACACUCAGUGCCUGCUGAACGUUGAAUUCGGGGGACCCACUUGCUCAUAUGUUACACUGCAGUUUUCCGAUACGAAGGAUGAUGUAGGUCUCGGACUAGUCAAGGAGGGGCUUGUGAUGGUGGAUGUGCGUAAAGAGAAACACUUGCAGAAAGUGGUUACGGAAUACCUGAAUGCCCAAGAAGCUGCCAAAUCUGCCAGGCUGAACCUCUGGCGCUAUGGCGACUUUCGAGCUGAUGACGCUGAUGAAUUUGGUUACAGACGCUGAAGAAUCUACAUGUGAAGAUGACAACAUACUGAUUUCCCCUCUGCCCUUUCUCUCUCUUACUGUGUCCCAACCCCCAACCAAUCCAUUGAAAGAGAGACUUGCUACUUUCUGUUUCCUCCUCUCAGGCAUUCAGAGUCUCAUUGCACUUGUCCUCUAUAUCUUCAAAUGAACAGUUGGCAGUGUUAGGGGCUGAGAUACUAAUCAUGAUUGGGUGGUGAUCUUAGUCUGUGAAAUGAACUGGAAACUAAUUCCCUGCUUUGACCUGAAAUUCUUUUUUUCUCCUUUAAGUUCCUUCUGAAUUGCAGAAUAAAUCAGCACUCUUCAUUUGGUGAUUUCUUUUUAUUCCUUUUUAUUUUGAAAAGUCUAAACUUUGAUAAAACAUUGGAAACUAAGUCAAUCUCAAAUGAAAUCCAGUUACACAAUAAGGUUGCUGACAACUGUUAUACCUGACGGCCCAAUGUUUGGCAGGUAAUUAAAGCAAGCCCUGUUCAAGGAAAAACUCAAGCAGAUGUUCCAGGUCAGGACAGAUGGAGUCUUAAAGGGGAAUUGCCUGUGAAACUUGUAAAUGUUUCUAAUUUUGCAAACCCUGCAUACUGCAUUGUGUAUUUGAUGUUUUUUUUUUAAUUUUAUCUGUUAUAUUUUAACAAAGGGGAAUUAUUUUCUUUCUGUAACUUUAUGUUGAGCCUGUUUAUAAUAGCAGGUUUAAGAUUUUGUUGCAUAUGGAGCUCCCCUCAUCCCAUCCCAAAAAUCAAUUAGCCUUGGACAGAAUGGGAAGUAGAGGCACCUGAGUUAAUCUUAUUCAUGUCUUAAAAAUAUUAGCCAAACUGCUAAGUGUUAGAAUCCUCCGUCUGCUCAAGCUUGAACCAUAUAUAAAUAUGAUACGUGGUGCCGACAGAGUCCUUUCUAAGGUACUUGCCCUGUCUGCUUAGCAAUCAGUUGCUUGUCUUGAGCAGAACAUGUGGGUACAAAUAGCUGAUGCAGUGUAAUGUACAUUAGGAAGCUGUGUUCCUCUCUCUCUUUCUCUUUGAUUUUUAUUUUGCUUGUGACUUGAUUGCAAGUAAUUAUCAUUUGUAACUCUAACUAGGUUUAUGAUUUCUCCUUCCUCCCCCGCUUCUUCCCUUACCUGAUGUUGUCCCUUGUCAUUAUAUUUAAUGCUUACAGUCUCAAUAAAAAUAGCAUUGGUAAUAUGGAA